CAACAGGACUGUGUCGGUUUGACAGCAGCGGCGGUGGCUAAUGAGGAAAACCGCACAGCCGCGAAAAUAAGCGGAACACGAGAGUUUUUCUGUGUUUACGACACAAAACAGACGCUUGUAUGAAACGCGGGAGCCAGAGCUGACCUGUUGUCAGGAUGGAGGUGGCCUCUGCUGCCCCACAGACUGUCCCAGAGCCACUGAGGAGUCGGAGGACACCUCUGCCUCUGAGUCAGCUGGUGGAGAGGAGCAGAGGCAGAGCCCACAUCCCCAAUUAUCUGCUGGAUUCAAAAAUCUACACUAAACUACAGCGCAACAGCCUGAUUGAAGCGGAUCCUCCGGAGCUUCACUUCAGUGGCUUUGAGCCGGGGAAAGACUGCGUCAAGAUCCUGAAACUAAUCAACGUCUCCUGUGAAGUCAUGAAUAUUCACAUCAUUCCCACACAAACCAAGCACUUCCAGACAUCUUACACCAAGAAGUUUCGACUCAUACCGGGCCUCGCCUACACGCUGAGAAUCCAAUUCUGUCCCAACGAGUGGCGAUACUUCUACGACUGCGUCCGGGUUCACUGUGAGGGCGAGGAGAACCUGUUAAUUCCAGUUCACGCUUACCCUGUCAUUGAUGACCUGCACAUCCCUCCUCAUAUCGACCUGUCAGCCGUACCGCUCGGACACAGUGUGAGCCGUGUUAUUCCGCUGAGAUGCAGCUGUCCCAUUGACUUUGAGUUUCAGGUGCACGUUAUCCAGCCACACGAGGCGUUCUCCAUCCACCCGCUCACAGGUGUGAUACCAGCUCAUGGUGAGGUGAAGCUCACCGUGACCUUUAAACCCUCGCAGUAUGAAACCUGUCAGGUCACGAUGCAGCUGCUCAUCUCGCAGUUUAACACCAAGCCGUUCCUCUGCACCGUCACGGGCAGGUGUGCUCCUCUGUCAGCACUCAGUCAGGUGGAAAGAAAGUCGGGUCACGGAGAUACAGCGUGUCCAGAACCUUCUGCCGUCGGUCAGCUGCCUCCUCGAAGUAAAACCAAAGUCAGGUCAACGAAGGAUGCUGGGAAAUUAAAGAGGGAUCAGCGUGUGCUGAAACCACCGGUGGACGUCUGCACUCCUUCAGGAGUUGCAAAGAUGUUGAUGAAAGAUACGAACAAACUCAGCGCCAAAGCCCUGAGAGAAGCUCUGUCCUGUGGCAGUGCGAGCGGCCUCCACAACAAGCAGAUGAAGGAGGCACUUUUCCUCAAAAAGCUCCAUCAAAACGUCAAGGAGAACGACAACCACCUCAGAUGGAAGUCCCACGUGGGGAAGGAGCCAGUGUCGGAGAAAAGCAGGAGGCAGAUACUGGAGCACAGACAGGACAGACGAGGGGACAUGAGACAGGUCUUUGCUGCUGGACAGACUGAAGUCUUUUCCACACGAGUGCAGUGUGAAGCUGGACAGGCUCCAGGGGGCGCUCCGACCUUCCACUUCCACUCCACGUUUCACCUGGAGCUGCGACACCGAGCCGUCGGACUGUUGCAGCAGGCAGCACGCAAGGUCGUGAUCCGAUGUCGGGCAAACCGGAGACUCGCAUGCUUGAAGAAACACACGAAGAACCUGCCACCGCCGUCGCCGCUUCAGAAAGUGAAGGAGAAGGAGACGACGGCGUGUGAUGAGAAGAUCCCGCCAGACAAAGUCUUCCCCUCUUCUUUUCCCGUCUUCUCCAUGGAUGACGAGCCUCUGGCUCUCAGUGGUUUGGUCACAGCGCCCACGGCUCCUGUGGACGUGGACGUGACCAUGUGUGUCCCUCUCUUUAAGCUUCAGGUUCCUCAGCGCUACAAGCUGAUGGACUACAAACCUGUGUCCACCUGGGAGGCGUUCACCUCAUACGUCCCCGCCACUCUGGCCAGACCACUUCGCUCUGGACCUCAGGACGAUGUUCAGCCUCCGUGUCCUUCAACAGAGCAGAAGAAGAAGCAGCAGCAGACGCCGCCGCCGCCGCCGGAGACUGAGGAGGACGCUGUGGAAUCACUGGCGUCCGUCAGUCUGAGCUUCACCGUCCCUGAGGCUCUGCUCCGACCUCUUCCUGCAAACCCUCUCAGGAUUUUUAAUCCAGCUCCAGGCCUGCAGACGUACAAACCCACUCCAAAAUACAUGGAGACCGACCUGGAGUUCUACCUCUCCCCUCUGCCCAGGUACACAGUUCCUGAGAGCAACAUUUGCACAAGAACACAAACUCUUCAGAGGAAAUUACUGCACCACAAGGAGGUGAUAGAAGGUGUCAUGACGUGGAAGGACUUUGAUUCACUCACAUUUAAAUGUCUCUCGGACAAACCUGGUCUCAUCACCGCGGGCUGGAGCAGGUCUGUGGACUACAACACAGACGUCCUUCCUCUCACUGGUCCUUGUCCUCUCUCUGCUCCCCUGGACGAUGUCUCAACACUCAUGGACAAAGAGUGUGAAGGCUCUGGAGUCCAGCUCACACCAGCCAUGAUCAGAGCCCAGUUUCUACCUGGAGAUGCUCUCGUCUCCCGUAGCAACCGGGCAGCAGGAGCAGCGGGCAGGCAGCAGACGGAGGUCCGGGUGGAGGCAGCGAGCCGGCGUGUCUUCAACCAGAUGGGACGGCGAGUCACGGCGAGGCUGAAGCAGCUGGGCGCCGCCAACGGAGCCGCUCAUCCACCGUGUGGUGACCGUGAGGAGGCAAAAACACCAGCACACUCAGACAAUGUGAACAUGUGAUACACAUUCACUCACAAGGACCACACACAAUAUACAUGUAUACACACACACAAUAUGAAGAGACUAUAAAGCCUUCACCCGCUUUCCCCACAAAAUCCUGGAAUAUUGUAAUCCCACCAGCCACUCCCAAUCUGUACAUAUGCUCCAGUACAUAAUCCCAUCCAACAAUGUUCAUUUCAAAUCUGUGGAAAAAGGAAAACAAAUUAAACCUCACUUUGUUGCACAUGACUGCGUUAUACAUUUACACACAAUGCUUAUAAAUAAUAAAAAAAAGCCCCAAUCUGA
Messenger RNA from Solea senegalensis (Senegalese sole), 2990 nucleotides. RefSeq names its product cilia and flagella associated protein 221 (gene cfap221). The transcript has 25 exons. Gene Ontology annotation, biological process: cilium movement; cilium assembly. Gene Ontology annotation, cellular component: cilium. The coding region runs from base 156 to 2705 and encodes 849 amino acids. Lineage: Eukaryota; Metazoa; Chordata; Actinopteri; Pleuronectiformes; Soleidae. The record is from RefSeq and is a predicted model, not a curated record.